Perognathus longimembris pacificus (Pacific pocket mouse) is the source of this 2619-nucleotide messenger RNA. Its product is annotated as collagen alpha-1(III) chain-like. The record is from RefSeq and is a predicted model, not a curated record. Bases 1 to 2619 code for a protein of 872 amino acids. The transcript has 6 exons. NCBI's taxonomy places the organism in Eukaryota, Metazoa, Chordata, Mammalia, Rodentia, Heteromyidae.
AUGGGAAACAGUACAGAUUCUGAUUUGCAGGAGUUCGGAGUCCAAGUGAAUGGAUCUGCAUCUGCUCCUUCUGGGCACAACAGUGACUUCACCUGCAAUCGCUUCGGUCAGAAGGAGAAAGGGCGGGACGAAUGCCUGGCAUCCGGGAGGCCCUGUGGCCUGCAGCCCGACCCGCCAGGCUGGAAGCUCUGUGCUGCCCCUGGCUUGCUUGUCAUCGUCACGCCCUCUGACUCUCAGCCCUCUGCCAAGCACGCGUCGAGGGCACAGGAGGAAUCCCCAGGGCCCAGGCUCCACCCAGCGUCUCCAUCCCUCAACGGCAGUGGUGACCGCGUGCUGCCGAUGCCACGGGAGCAUCCUCACAGUCCACGCGAGAUCGAGGAAAACUGUACACCUCCACCCCCAGACACAGGGCUGUACCCUCACCAUGCCACGGAGAGGCAGGCACGGGGCACACUGCCGGAACCGGGGGACACGCGGAGCCCCUGUGACCAGCCGGGGGACACAGAGAGACCCUGUGACCAGCCGGGGGACACGCAGAGCCCCUGUGACCAGCCGGGGGACACGCGGAGCCCCUGUGACCAGCCGGGGGACACGCGGAGCCCCUGUGACCAGCCGGGGGACACGCGGAGCCCCUGUGACCAGCCGGGGGACACGCGGAGCCCCUGUGACCAGCUGGGGGACACAGAGAGACCCUGUGACCAGCCAGGGGACACACAGAGCCCCUGUGACCAGCCGGGGGACACAGAGAGACCCUGUGACCAGCCAGGGGACACAGAGAGACCCUGUGACCAGUCGGGGGACACGCGGAGCCCCUGUGACCAGCCGGGGGACACGCGGAGCCCCUGUGACCAGCCGGGGGACACGCGGAGCCCCUGUGACCAGCCGGGGGACACAGAGAGACCCUGUGACCAGCCAGGGGACACACAGAGCCCCUGUGACCAGCCGGGGGACACAGAGAGACCCUGUGACCAGCCAGGGGACACAAACCCUUCCAAAAGAAUCAGUGCCAACUUCCCGUUAAAGUCCGGGGUCAUUACUGUCCAGCGCCGAGCUUGCCCUUUACCUGCGUCCAAGUUCAAACACAGGCUGGCCGCGCUCUGGAGGACGUGGCUCCCUCCCGGAACAAGCACCUGCCUUCCCCCGAAAGAGCCCGGCGGCCGCGAGCGGUGCCCGCGCGGCCGGGGUGGAAGGGGCCACCGGGGAGGACCCGCGCUCCUGGCUCCACGGACCCGUGCACACGCCCGGAGGGCAGCCAGGAGGGCACGACGGGGUGGAAGUGAGCCCGGCCCGCGCUCGUGCGGCGCCCCCACCGCGAAGCGGCCCCUCGGCGCGCGCGGACACCCGGAGUCCAACCCCGCGGCCCCGGCGGCCAGGCCGCGCCCCCUGGAGCCGCCCGCGCCUCCCCUCGAGCCACGGCUCCACUCGCUGCGCCCCGCAGAAAGGCCAGGGCUCCCGACGCCCCAGGGCCCCAACUCAGCUGGACUCAGCUCGUCCCGUCCCGGGGAGGAGAGAGGGCCCGGCGGGCGCGGGCUCCGGUCCCCCGGCUCCCCGGCGGGCGCGGGCUCCGGUCCCCCGGCUCCCCGGCGGGCGCGGGCUCCGGUCCCCCGGCUCCCCGGCGGGCGCGGGCUCCGGUCCCCCGGCUCCCCGGCGGGCGGGUCUGUCCUGGGCUGGAAACGGAGCCUUCGCCAGCCCGGCCCGGGGCCUCGGAGCCGCCAGCAGCCGCCCUCCGCCCUCCGCCGGGCACUAGGCACCGCGCUCCCCGGCUCCCUCGCCAGCCCCGCGGUCGCCGCGCCCCGCCGGCCCUCCCAGGUGUCCCCACCCCCCCACCCCCCGCCGCCUUCAUUCCUAGGCGGGCUCGGCCACCGGGGCCGGCGCCUGGGGCCGGGGCAGAAGGCGGCUUGGAAGUGGACCCGGCCCGCCCCCGGGGAGCCGCCGCCGCCCGACACCGCCCACCCGCGACUGCCGCUGGAGCGUCUCCGCGGAGCCGCGGCCCAAACCGCCCAACAGGAGCCCGGGGCCCCGCGGAGCCAGUGGGCGCUGCGGGCGCGGGAGUCCCGGGGGCCCCGCCGUGGGGAGCACGCGCGGCCCGUCCGCCGACGCCCCCGCCGGCCGCGCCCCCCCCCCGCGCCUCUCUGGCCCGCCCCACCGUCACCGCGCCCCUGGAGCUCCCGGGUGGGGCGAGAGCGAGGACCCGGCCGGACCGACCGCAGGGCGCACGCGCGCGGCGGGGAGACUGGGCGGAGAACCAGGAGCGCGUGGCGUUCCGAGGUCCGCGCAUGCCCGGUCGUCCCUCCGCGUCGCGGGCGCGUGCACGCGCGCGCCCGGCGCGGCCUCUUUUCUUCGGGUCCGCCCACUUCUGGCGCUUUCCCGGGAGGAGGCCGGGGCCGGAGCGGGGAAGUGUGGGGCGAGGUGGGCGGGGCGUCUCGCGCGAGCGCAGCCCGCAAAAGAAGGGAGAGGGGCGGAGCGGCCGCGACGUUACCCCGCCGCCUUCCAAUCAGGAGCCGGAGAGGCCCCGCCUCCUCCCCUCGCGCUAUUGGCUGCAGCGCCCAGGGGGCGGGGCCGACCGCGGGUUGGGGAGGGCUGGGGGCGGGAGGAGAGGAAGGCGCUGGCGGGCCGUGA